UCCCUUGAACAAUCAAUGGCUGAUUUCAAAAUUAAAGAUGGACAUGUUUUUAAGGGAAUUGUAGCUUCAAUGCCAGAUGAGCCUAGAGCAUGUGGCUGUGUGCAGGCAACCCCAGUAAUCGAGAAUGUUGCUCCUUAUUCCUCCAUUGAGAAUAUCUCAGUUCAGAAACUGACACCAGAGUACAAGAUUGGAAUGGAGCGUCUGGUGAAAUCAAAGACUCCGCCAAUGAAGGCUUCAGAGCUCUGGCGUGAUAAACCAGCAGUGAUUCUAUGCAUUCGUCGCCCUGGGUGCAUCAUGUGCAGAGCUGAAGCCCACCAACUCUAUGCAAAGAAACCAAUAUUUGACGCGUUAGGGAUUCAAUUAUUUGCUGUUCUUCAUGAGCAAAUAGAAGCAGAGGUAAAGGAUUUCUGGCCUCGAUAUUGGGGUGGUGUAGUCCUCUUCGACAGAAGCAUGGAAUUUUAUAAAUCUCUGGGAGGAGGAAAUCUUCUAAAAGAUAAGUUCAUAUCAGGCUUUCUUUUUAACCCUAGAGCUAUUGCAAAUUACAAGCGAGCAAAAUCCAUGGGGGUGGAGCAAAACUUCAGGGGUGAAGGUGAGAUAAAAGGAGGACUCUACAUUGUUGGCAGAGGAAAGAGUGGAGUAGCUUAUCAAUUUAUUGAAAGGAAUUUUGGAGACUGGGCACCCCAUGCUGAAGUUUUUGAAAUCUGUCACCAGUUGCAGAAUCCACGGGGAAGUCAGUUAGAGUUGCCCCAAUCAAUACAGCAACGGGAUUAGAUAUGGUUAUUGCUUCUAUGCACCAUGCCCUUGCUUUUGAAUAUUAAGCUCAAGAAGCUAUCUCUUCCAAACUUCCAACUGUUAUGUUUCAUUACCACAGCAGUUUUAUUGUACGAAUAUCACUACUGGAGUGUUAGAGUCUAUCGAGACUGGCAAUAUAUCUGUUACUUGUGAAUCACAUAAAAUAGAAGUGUCAUUUUGUA
Molecule: messenger RNA, 974 nt
Organism: Solanum lycopersicum (tomato)
Lineage: Eukaryota; Viridiplantae; Streptophyta; Magnoliopsida; Solanales; Solanaceae
Source: RefSeq, a predicted model, not a curated record